Cicer arietinum (chickpea) is the source of this 612-nucleotide messenger RNA. Its product is annotated as heavy metal-associated isoprenylated plant protein 28. NCBI's taxonomy places the organism in Eukaryota, Viridiplantae, Streptophyta, Magnoliopsida, Fabales, Fabaceae. Gene Ontology annotation, molecular function: metal ion binding. The record is from RefSeq and is a predicted model, not a curated record.
CAUCUAUAUAUUGACUUACAUUUUAGCUAGCUAGAAGCAAACUCAUAUCAUUACAAAAUAGAAAGAUUGAUACAUCAUUCAAGUGAUUCAACCUCCAAAAAGAGCAAAAUGACAAUUAUAGAGAUGAGGGUACACAUGGAUUGCCCUGGGUGUGAAAACAAAGUGAAAAAUGCACUUCAAAAACUGAAAGGGGUGGAUGACAUUGAAAUAGACAUAAAGUUACAAAAGGUGACCGUGAAUGGACAAGUUGAUCAAAAGAAGGUUUUGAAAACGGUUCGAAAAACCGGGUUAAGAGCUGAACUAUGGCAACUUCCUCAUACCACAGAGUCUCAAAGCCAAUAUUUUCAACAACACCUUUGCAAUGGUCCUGUCCCUUAUUAUGCUUCUCAACCUUCCUCAUCUUACAACUACUAUAAGCAUGGUUAUGAUAGUAGUGAUCCUAGCUAUUAUAAUUAUCCUUCUCAAUCUUCUAUUUUUGGCCAUCAAACUGGUGCUACUUUUAGUGAUGACAAUCCUCACGCUUGUUUUAUUAUGUGAUCGAUCAUUUCUUGCUCAAACCAAUCAAUACAAUAUGUAUUUUUAUAACAUAAUAUCAUUUGUAUUUAUAUUUUA